UUGUUCUACUUAGCACUACCUGCCACAUCACCAGGCCGGGGUUCCCUUCUAUAUAAAUAAUAAUACAGGGAUAUAAAAAGGUAGCUUCCCACAGCUCCACGUCACAGGCCCUGCUAAUACUGUCAUGUCGACUACUACACAACAGCUCUCAUCUGUACAGAUGAAUGAUAUACAGAAAACUUCAAAGGCGGUGCAAAGGGCAACCAACGUUGUGUUCCAGCCAAACCAUGUGUCCCGAGACAAGCGUGGUAAGGUUUUGGGGGCUAAGGGCGGUUUCCGUGGCUGCACCAUCUGGUUGACUGGUCUAUCUGGUGCUGGAAAGACUACUAUCUCCUUUGCUCUAGAAGAGUACUUGGUAAGCCAGGGUAUUCCUGCCUACAGUCUCGAUGGCGACAACAUCCGUACUGGACUCAACAAGAACCUAGGCUUUACUCCUGAGGACCGGGAGGAAAACAUUCGUCGUAUAUCUGAGGUGGCCAAAUUGUUUGCUGAUGGUGGAAUCGUGUGUAUCACUGCCUUCAUUAGCCCCUAUGAAAAGGACAGAGCAAAGGCUAAGGAGCUGCAUGAAGCCAAUGGCCUGAAGUUUGUGGAAUGCUUUGUGGCCACAUCAAUAGAGAUCUGUGAGGAGAGAGAUGUGAAGGGUUUAUACAAGAAGGCCCGAGCUGGUCAGAUCAAAGGUAGGUCAAUCUGUUAGGAACCAUUUGACAGAAGGCUCGAGCUG
Messenger RNA from Mizuhopecten yessoensis (Yesso scallop), 721 nucleotides. RefSeq names its product bifunctional 3'-phosphoadenosine 5'-phosphosulfate synthase-like. The record is from RefSeq and is a predicted model, not a curated record. Gene Ontology annotation, biological process: sulfate assimilation; 3'-phosphoadenosine 5'-phosphosulfate biosynthetic process. The transcript is spliced from 3 exons. Gene Ontology annotation, molecular function: adenylylsulfate kinase activity; ATP binding. Bases 125 to 694 code for a protein of 189 amino acids. Lineage: Eukaryota; Metazoa; Mollusca; Bivalvia; Pectinida; Pectinidae.